Molecule: messenger RNA, 1453 nt
Organism: Dermacentor silvarum
Lineage: Eukaryota; Metazoa; Arthropoda; Arachnida; Ixodida; Ixodidae
Exons: 2
Coding region: 209-781 (190 amino acids)
Source: RefSeq, a predicted model, not a curated record
CAUCGCGCGAGAUGUUCUUGCGUUCUGUGCUGCCAAACACUGCUUCCCACACCGUAACUGUUCCCCAAGCACGCGGGGAAAUGCGUCAAGCUCGUUCUCGACGACGGCACUGUUGCGCGCCGGUGACCAAAGUGCCCGAAUAAGACGCGCUCUGUAUCGUGAAGCCUCAGCUUUGGAGUCAAGCAUACGUCGUUUUUAUUUGCCCGUCAUGCAACGAGACGAGAGCAGCGGGCUCUUGGAUUCGGGAACGUGCUCUGCACCGCUGCCGCGUAUGGUGACGUCACGGCCCACGGCGCCAGCGUGGAAACCGUUGCCGAAGGUGAAGCGGUCUCGCCGUCGAGGCAAGAAAUCCAAGGUGUACCUCGUCCCUUACGAGCCUUCGCUGUCACCCAUCUUCGAAGAAUCGCACAGUUCGUCCCAAGACGACGCGGUCCCCUGUUCGCAGCCGCUCCUCAUGAGGCCGUUCGCGAGGUAUUCGACGUACGGCGUCGUCACUUCGCGUCUCAACCGAGUGGUCAUCGCAGUCGAGGAGGACAGUAGCAAGUUCUGGACCUGGACGGAGCGAGUGGCCAGGAUCCUGACACUGUCGUGGUUCCUGAUGCUCCUGAGCGCGCUCGUGCUCCUGGGCGGCGUACUCAUGAUCUGGACGGCAUUCUUCGACGAAGCCAAUGGCGACGGAAUGAUGACACACCGCAACGUGGUCACGGUGUUCGUCGGCAUCGCCGUAAUCACGAUGACGUUGCUCUUUGUGCUGUGGAACGCGUUCAGAGGGCUGCGCUAGACUGGGAAUCUCUACUCUGUUUUCGUGGGUCUGUCGUUUAGCGCUUGACGAUAAGCCUGCUUAGGAAGUAUGAUCCGCGGACACUGACGUUGGCAACUAAUAUACGGAUUGCAACGUGGUUCGGUGGACUGCACUAUGCGGAAAGUGUCCUUAUUCUCUUUCUUGUGAGACCUUUGUUUUAUGCUUGACGAUUGACCUGUUUGUGAAGUAUAUUAUCCGCGGAAACUGACGCCCGUAAUGAAUACGCAUAGUGAUCACAGCGUUCGUCGGCAUCGCCGUAACCACGAUGGCGGGUCUGUUCGUGCUGUGGAACGCUUUCAGAGGACUGCGCUAUGGACUGGAGAUGUACUCUCCUCUUGCGAGACAGUCGUUUUAUGUUUGACGAUCAAUCUGCUUGUGAAGUAUGAUACGCGCUAACUAACUUUGUUAACGAAUGCUUUUUCAUGUACAGCCAGAGCCGGAAAGUUGCCACUGCACGCAUGACAUUAUAUAGCUAAGCCCGGGGCAUCUGGUCGCCUAUUUGCAGGAGCAGUGCUCGGAAGCUACGCGCAAAGGGACCACAACCUACGGGCCUUCAGAAGAUCGACGGGCGCAAUACAAUGUAGCCAUGACUCAACGUUAUUCAGUGCUUCUAGUAGCUUCGUUUAUUUUGGCAAAAGUUGUUCUAAGCGA